Molecule: messenger RNA, 2787 nt
Organism: Batrachochytrium dendrobatidis JAM81
Lineage: Eukaryota; Fungi; Chytridiomycota; Chytridiomycetes; Rhizophydiales
Exons: 2
Coding region: 1-2787 (928 amino acids)
Biological process (GO): proteolysis
Molecular function (GO): endopeptidase activity; protein binding; serine-type peptidase activity
Source: RefSeq, a predicted model, not a curated record
AUGAUUCUUUUUUUAGUAACAGUUCUAGCCGCGGUAUCUUCCAUCAAUGCUCAAACUCUUACAACACGACCUGUUGAAACAUCUGCAUCAUCUGUUGUAACAUCUGCAUUGUCUGUUGAAACAUUUGCAUCAUCUGUUGUAACGUCAACAUCAUCUGUUGUAACAUCAACAUCAUCUGCUGAAACAUCUGCAUCACCUGUUCCUACUAAAAGUAAAUGGUCUGAUUAUAGACCCAUCAAACUCGAUCGCGAUGCUGGAGUGUUGACUUUCUUUCCGUAUACUCCUGAGCAGCGAGACACGUUCGUAUCAAAUGCGGAAAAUAUUUUCAAAGCAAGUUGUCAUGCAUGGGUCAAUUUUGAUUCAAAAAUAAAGCAUCAUGGCCAAGAGGCAAAUCCGUUUCCUGGUCUCAAGCAUAUCCGAGACAAUAUCGGAACCCUUACUGAUAAACAGCUCCAGCUUGGGUUAUUGGAUGUAUUCAUUCGAGCUCGCGACGGACAUACUUCUAUGGUUACGGCUGGUCCUUAUAGCUGUUUUCUCGCUACCAUAGGCAUUGAUUUUGGAUUUGUUGAUGGUCCGGGCGAUGUUAUCAAAGACCCGACAAUCAUUGUCAAGGAACCUGUCAAUGAGAAAAUAUUGAAACAACUAAGCAACACCACCUAUAGCCAGAUUAAUGUUGGAGAUCAACUUCUCAGUAUCAACGGCCUCAAUUUCUACAACUGGCAAAUUAAAAAUCGAAACGCUAUCGGUGGAUACAGCGAAGCUUCUAGCCAGCGUCAAGGAUUAGAAUACUUGACAUCCAGAUCUGGGUCUCAUGCUCCACUUCCUGAUGAAGACUCUAUCAAACUUAAAUUCAAAUCUCGUAACGGUACCAUAUAUGAAGUUGAUGCACCAUACAUGUCUGCAUAUCGACGUACUUGCUGGGAAUACUCUAGUCAACUUUACAAAAAUCUGACAGGCGUGACUCUUAGUAUGGAUCCACACAACACAGCUGCUGUAGACACCAAUGAUCAUGCUUCGUCAGUCAAAAUAACUGAUGAUCAUGCCACAAGUUUCAAACUGGACAUGUCUUUACGCAUUCCUCGUAAUAGUCAAAAACAGGAUCAAAACAGUCAAUAUCAAGAUGUGGGACGAUUAUCAAAACGCGAUUCACAGAUUACAUUUCAUGAAACAGAUAUACUCGAACUGUCUUGGGCAAUUUGGAACCCCAACGAGCAAAACAUGGGAAUCAUCAAACUGGAAUCAUUCAGGUCCACACUUCGUGCAACAAACGUGCCAGGAAUUCCUGAAGGAGUUCUUGAAGUAAGGAAACUAUUGACCACUGUGCUCAAAGACACCAAAUCUGUCUUGAUCGAUGUUCGUGAAGGUGGUGGUGGAGCAAUGGGCUUUUCAAGUGGUAUUCCACAGCUUUUCAAGGCGGACUUUCAACCAUUUAAAGCAACAUAUCUCAUGAACAAUGUCACAUACAAUAUGUUUGUAAAUCCGCCCAUAGAUUUGGAAACAUCCCGUGAUGCUUGGUCUAAAACACCACCUGGAAGCAAGUACUCAGUAUUGCAUGAUCUUAUAGAUCCAAAGUCGGCCAACGAUUACGGUCAAGUGUAUACCAAGCCAAUGGGUGUAUUUACUACUGGUGAUUGCUUUUCUGCAUGCGAAGUUAUGACGGGAUCUGUGCAGUCAUCUGGAGUCGGAACGGUGUUUGGUGAAGAUAGUACGACAGGCGGUGGUGGCGCAAACGUUUGGAUUUUAGAUCCAGAGCUUAUCAAUUUCGACCCAAUCGACUUUAAACCAAUGCCAUUCAAAAAAGAAUUGACACCUGAUGCCACUGAUGCAUUUUACAACAGAAUGACUUUAGGUCAUCGAGCAUUAGUUCGUAAUGGCAAGCAUAAUGGACAGUGGAUUGAAGACAUUGGCAUUGUAUCUGAUUUUGUAGUCCGACCAAAACUGGAAGAUGUUCUUUCUGGCGAACAUAGCAAUUCCCAGUAUAAUUUUAUUGCCGAUCAUUUGGACAAGAUUGGUCAAAAGACUGGCCAGAACAAGUUGAAAUUUUUGGCUGAACCAUUUAAUAUUGAAGCGGUUCUUGGAGCAGGCAAUAUUACUGUGGAUAUUGAUGGAUUUACGUCGAUUCAAUUGUUUGCACAAGACAAACCGCUGACUGACAAGAUCGCCCUGUCGCCAGGUCAUCACAAUAUUCAACUUCCUGCAAACAGUAGUCAACAGGAUAUUGGAAACAGCGUGGUCACCAUUAUUGCCAAAAACGACAAGCAUGAACUCAAGACCCAUCGCAACAUUCGGACUAUUCCUAAAUUGAGCGACUACAUUAAUAUCGCCAAACCAUGGACAUUUGCAGGACCCAAUCAAUCUGUUGGAAUAUACAACUCCCCGCUAACACCCAGUGGAAAUGGAUGGAAUUCUGUAAAUGGCACUUGGGUUACUGGAAAUGGCACUCAGUAUGCCAGUAUGGUCGACACUAUGCUAGAAGCAUUUUUCUUUGCAGAGGUUGGAUCUCGUAUCAACAUUGAAUAUGAUUUUUCUAUCAAGACUGAAGAAACGUUUGAUUUCUUGUACUUGUAUGCUUAUUCGAAUGGCGAGGCAGAGUCACUGCUGAAUACUCCAGGACAACCAGGUCAGCCAGACACGUAUGGCGUGUCUGGAACCAAAGAUGAACCUAAUGGCAAAGUACAGUUUACAACCAAAUCCAAAUACUUUUCUGUUGGAUUUAAAUUCAAAUCUGAUGGAGCUGUACAGGACAUUGGACCAGUGAUCAAAUCAUGGAAAAUAUCACUUGCCUAG